CGGUUCGUCUGCCUUGUGCUGUCUGACCUUGCUUAGAGCUUACCUUUGGGGAUCGAGUUCACGUCACUGUCGUUUCCAAUACACUGCUGGGAUCCCAUUACAGAAGCCGUCAAUGUAGAAAAAUAGAAACACACAUGUACACGAAAAUACAUACUGCUAUAUAUACAUGCAUAUAAAUAUUUAUAUACACACAGGCAAACAUAUAUGCAAACAUGUACAGUAGUGAAGAAGAUUGACAUAUACAGAAAAAGAAAGGAAAAAAAAAAAGCAAGCAGAUAAUAACGAAGGUGAUGUUCUCAUCAAGACAAUACCCAGUUUGUUACCAAUCCUAUUACCAUGAAGAGGGACAAGCCCCUAAUUUCCAGCACGGUUGACUUCCAAGGAGAAGACCUGAAAUGGGGUGGGAGCCAGUCAAUUGCAUCUAUCCCAGUACUCGACUGCUAUUGGUUUAUCAACCCUAAAAGGAUGCAAAGCAAAAUCGACCUUGGUGGAAUUUGAACUCAGAAUGUAAAGGAAAUACUUCAGCUGAAGAAAUGGUACAACUAAUGAAGCCAACUGUUUCAAAAGAACAUGUUCCCCUCCUCUUUCACGAACCACAUGUUUUGUCUGGUUUCCGACACAUCCACCAACCAUGGACCUACUACUUUCUCAGCUUAUUUCAAAUACAUAACGAAUGUCUCAACUCAUGGACUCAUCUCAUCGCAAUGCUCCUUGUCAUCAAGAAAAUGAUGACAUUCUCCAAGGAAUUCAGCCUAAUCACUGACCCUUACAUGUGGCCUUUGACCUCAGGUAUUCUAAGUAUUGUCAUUUUAUAUCUCUGCAGCAGCUUGGCUCAUUGCCUGCAAUCACGUUCUGAACUUGCCCAUUACACAUGUUUCAUGUUUGAUUAUGCUGGAAUUGGUCUCUAUGGAAUUGGCAGUAUUAUUCUUCAUUACAACUACUGCAUGCUUCCGUCUUUUGACAUCGGAAUUUUGCAGAGCUGGAUCAUUCCUGUUGGAGUGUUGCUUGGUGUAGGCGUGUGUCUCUGUUGCAGUAUUUCAAAAGUGCGGUACAAACGACCUUACCCAUUUAUUCGAAAGGUCUGGCAACUGGGUUCUGUUGGCGGAAUCUAUGCAUUGCUUAUUUUACCAAUCGCACAUCGUGUUUUAUUAAUGAUUUUGACAUCGGAGUGGGACAAAGGCCUCCCACAUCACAUAGAACAAAUGAUCUGGUUUAUAAUGGCUGGGUUCUUCUUUGGUUCAGACAUUCCACAACGUUUCUUCCCUGGAAAAUUCGACUUUUUGGGACACAGUCACCAGUUGUUUCAUAUUUGUAUCAUGAUGGUCUCAUGGAAGCAGCUGGAUGGUAUUUAUGAAGAUAUAGUAGCAUGGAAGACAUUAUUGUAUGAGAAAGACCCUCCAACAUUUUCUAGCACAUUUGGGGCGAUAUUUUUGACAAUCUUUAUAAAUUUAAUUGUUGUUGUUAUAUUCACGGAAAGCGCAAAACAAUUCAUUGAUCAAGGGAAACCCCGUGAGAUAAAAAUAGACCUUAUCUCGGUGAAGAAAAGAAAAUAACUUGUAGAAAUUUUUCCAAAUAUUUAAAAUAAAUGUAUGCAGAUGUGAUAAGAGGAAGAAAAAAAGUAGAA
Octopus bimaculoides (California two-spot octopus) is the source of this 1624-nucleotide messenger RNA. Its product is annotated as membrane progestin receptor beta. Lineage: Eukaryota; Metazoa; Mollusca; Cephalopoda; Octopoda; Octopodidae. The record is from RefSeq and is a predicted model, not a curated record. Gene Ontology annotation, cellular component: membrane. Gene Ontology annotation, molecular function: signaling receptor activity.